CAAGCGCGGCCGCCCGAGGAGGUCGAACGGGCGUCGUUGUCCAGGUCGGCCAUGGCUGAGGCGUCGCGGUGGCACCGAGGCGGUGAGGGGUAAUCCUAGGGAGUUGUAGGCAGGGCCGAUUCGGCAGUGACAAGUACGGUGGAAGGAACUAUGUAGCCCCGUAUCUCUUCAUGAAAGACAGCACGUUUAGCCCUCCCAGUCUCCCCUUGAGAAUGGGUGGACAGGGGUCCCGUUUCACAGAUGGGAAAACUGAAGCCAUGAGGCGAUAUGGCACCCGCCCCUUGCCCGAGGCUCGAGCCGGGGUUUGUUACUCGAUGCGCAGAUACCGUCACUAGGCCAUUCGGCGAAGUCCGUCUUUGAUCUAGGGAACAUUUCCUCCGUAGAAGGACCCCAGGUCGAGUCCUUUUCCCCCUCCAGCAGAAGCCAGCCUUCCCAAGAAGCAAUAUAGAAGGGACUCCGAAACCUAACCUGCAUUACAGUAAGGAAGUAGAAAUUAGAACCACACUUCAGGAAUUGGCACUCUACUUUAUUUUUUUAAUAAACCUAUGUAUAUUGACUUUUGGGAUGGUAAACCCACAUAUGUAUUACUUAAACAAAGUUAUGUCAUCUCUAUUUUUGGACACUUCUGCGCCUGGUGAUGAAAGAACCAACUUUAAGUCUAUUCGCAGCAUAACUGAUUUUUGGAAGUUUAUGGAAGGACCCCUUUUGGAAGGUCUGUACUGGGACGCAUGGUACACUAACAAGACGUUGUAUGAUUUAAAGAACAGCAGUCGUAUCUACUAUGAGAACAUACUCUUAGGAGUCCCCAGAGUCCGUCAACUAAAAGUCCGCAACAACACAUGCAAGGUCUAUUCAUCCCUUCAGUCUUUGAUGGAUGAAUGUUAUGACAGAUACACUUCUAAAAAUGAAGACCUGGCUGAUUUUGGCCUUCAAGUGGAAACUGAAUGGAAGUACUCUCCUCCUGAUAGUACCUCCCCUUGGCACUGGGGAUUUGUUGGUGUUUACCGAAAUGGGGGAUUUAUUUUCACUUUAUCAAAAUCAAAAUCUGAAACGAAAAACAAGUUCAUUGACCUUCAACUGAACAGCUGGAUCACAAGAGGGACGAGAGUUAUUUUUAUUGAUUUUUCAUUAUACAAUGCUAAUGUAAACCUGUUUUGCAUUAUCAGACUGGUGGCAGAAUUCCCUGCAACUGGAGGAAUAAUUACUUCAUGGCAGUUUUACUCUGUGAAGCUCCUCAGAUAUGUUAGCUACUAUGAUUAUAUUAUUGCUUCCUGUGAGAUCACAUUUUGUAUUUUUCUUAUUGUCUUCACAACACAAGAAGGCCAAAAAAUAAGAGAAUUUAAGUCUGCUUAUUUCAAAAGUGUCUGGAACUGGCUAGAAUUACUACUUUUGGUGUUAUGUUUUUUGACUGUUUCCUUCAACAUAUACUGUAACGUACAAAUUUUUCUCUUACUUGGAGACCUGUUAAAAAAUACCGAUCAAUAUUCAGACUUCUAUUUUCUUGCAUACUGGCACACUUACUACAACAAUAUAAUUGCUGUCACCAUCUUUUUUGCAUGGAUAAAGAUAUUCAAAUUCAUAAGUUUUAAUAAGACAAUGUCUCAGCUGUCAUCAACCUUGUCCCGCUGUAUCAAAGACAUAGUAGGAUUUGCCAUCAUGUUUUUUAUAAUAUUCUUUGCUUAUGCUCAGUUAGGAUUUCUUGUUUUUGGAUCACAAGUUGACGACUUUUCCACUUUUCAAAAUGCCAUAUUUGCACAAUUUCGAAUUGUUCUUGGAGAUUUCAAUUUUGCUGGUAUUCAGCAAGCCAAUCGUAUCCUGGGACCCAUUUACUUCAUCACUUUCAUCUUUUUUGUGUUCUUUGUCCUGCUGAACAUGUUCUUGGCAAUUAUUAAUGAUACAUAUUCUGAAGUGAAAGCUGAUUAUUCAAUAGGCAGAAGGCCAGAUUUUGAACUUGGUAAAAUGAUAAAAAAGAGUUACAACAAUGCUCUUGAAAAACUGAGACUAAAGAAACCGGAAGAGUAUGAAGACAAGAAAAAUGAGAAAGGCGGAGAUUUGGUUGAGCGAGCCAGAAGAGAAGGCUUUGAUGAAAAUGAGAUUGAAAGUGCAAAGCAGAUGAAAAAGUGGAAAGACAGGCUUGAGAAAAAGUAUUAUUCUGCAGAAAUUCAAGAUGACUACCAGCCAGUCACUCAACAGGAAUUUCGAGAACUCUUUUUAUAUGCCGUGGAGCUGGAGAAAGAAUUACACUAUGUCAGUCUAAAACUAAACCGAGUGAUGAGAAAGAUUUCAACUCUACCAGCUUGAGAGAUGUGCAGUCAUUCUGUAAGAAAAAGGCAACCGAAGAAUUCAAUGUGAAGAUGUUCCUCUCAAUUUUCUUCAGUAAUUAAAAAAAAUAAUAAAAAUAAAGUUGGUGAUAACAAAAA
This is a messenger RNA of Mustela lutreola (European mink), 2420 nucleotides long. RefSeq names its product polycystin 2 like 2, transient receptor potential cation channel (gene PKD2L2). Gene Ontology annotation, cellular component: membrane. Gene Ontology annotation, molecular function: calcium ion binding; calcium channel activity. Bases 565 to 2301 code for a protein of 578 amino acids. Gene Ontology annotation, biological process: monoatomic ion transport; transmembrane transport; detection of mechanical stimulus. Lineage: Eukaryota; Metazoa; Chordata; Mammalia; Carnivora; Mustelidae. The record is from RefSeq and is a predicted model, not a curated record. The transcript has 15 exons.